Molecule: messenger RNA, 3195 nt
Organism: Macadamia integrifolia
Lineage: Eukaryota; Viridiplantae; Streptophyta; Magnoliopsida; Proteales; Proteaceae
Product: tRNase Z TRZ3, mitochondrial-like
Exons: 12
Coding region: 25-3087 (1020 amino acids)
Biological process (GO): mitochondrial tRNA 3'-end processing
Cellular component (GO): mitochondrion
Molecular function (GO): 3'-tRNA processing endoribonuclease activity
Source: RefSeq, a predicted model, not a curated record
CGUUCGGACUUACUCCUAAAAACAAUGCCACAAAUCGCAAACUUCAAACUCUUCUUCUCUGCAAAUCGUUCAGCUCCUUACCUUUCUCCUUUUGUCUCAUUCAAACCUUAUUUUUCUCCUCUUCUCUUCAAACACAGGACCCCUCAAAAGCUUGCUUUUCCCUUCACUGUCUUAUCUUCGUCGGCCGGAAGACAACGAAAACCUCAUCCUCCACCUCCUCCCAAGAGUAGAAGCAACAGCACUCUCAGAGAAGCAAAGACUGGAGAGCAAUCAAUGGAAGAGGCUAAGCCAAUUGGAUUCAAUAAGAGAAGAGCCGAAGGGAGAGAUAAGAGCGACAGGCCCAAGGAUCUUCAGUUGAAGGUCCGGAAAUUGAAUCCCGUGAAUACUGUAUCCUAUGUUCAGAUUUUGGGAACUGGAAUGGAUACACAAGACACUUCUUCAUCAGUUUUGUUAUUCUUUGACAAACAGAGAUUUAUAUUCAAUGCUGGAGAGGGUUUGCAACGUUUCUGCACGGAACAUAAGAUAAAAUUAUCAAAGAUUGAUCACAUCUUUCUUUCUCGUGUAUGCUCAGAAACUGCUGGUGGACUUCCAGGUCUUCUAUUGACUUUGGCUGGCAUGGGGGAGGAAGGGAUGUCUGUCAACGUUUGGGGUCCUUCUGAUCUCAAAUAUUUAGUUGAUGCAAUGCGAUCUUUCAUUCCAACUGCUGCCAUGGUUCACACUCACAGCUUCAGAGCUGCACCUGGUGCUGAUGGAGUUGCCUUGGCUGAUCUUGCAAAGUUUGUAGAACCCAUCAUUCUUCUUAAUAAUGAGGUUGUCAAAAUAUCAGCCAUUCUUCUACAGCCAGGUUGCUCAGAAGUACGUCAACAAAUGAAGGAAGACUCUUCCAUGUUGAAUGUAGAAGAGAAAAAGGAUCAGAUUUUGAAAUUCCCUGUAUUAAAUUCACAAGAUCCAAAUGGGAAAGCUUCACCUGUGCUAAAGCCUGGUGAUAUUUCUGUGGUUUAUGUUUGUGAAUUGCCUGAAAUUAAGGGAAAGUUUGAUCCUGCAAAAGCUGUUGCCCUUGGAUUGAAAGCUGGUCCCAAAUAUCGUGAACUACAACUUGGGCACUCAGUCAUGUCAGAUCGUCAAAAUAUAAUGGUUCAUCCAAGCGAUGUACUUGGUCCUUCAGUUCCUGGUCCUAUUGUACUCCUUGUCGACUGCCCUACGCUAUCUCAUUUGCAGGAGUUGUUGUCUACACAAUCUCUCGAUACCUAUUAUGUAGACUCCGUGGACCAAAACUUGAAUACUGUUAAGUCUGUGAAUUGUAUAAUUCACUUGAGUCCUUCCCUUGUCACAAUGACUCCUGAAUACCAAAAUUGGAUGAAAAGAUUUGUUGGAGCACAGCAUAUCAUGGCUGGACAUGAAAUAAAGAACUUGGAAAUUCCAGUUCUAAAAUCCAGUGCAAGAAUCACAGCACGACUUAAUUACUUGUGUCCUCAAUUCUUCCCAGCUCCAGGAUUUUGGUCUCUUCAGCACCUAAAGAACUCCAUGCCUGAGUACAUCACUUCAUGUGAGGGUUCUGUUCAAAAGCGUUAUGAAAGUAUUUCUGCUGAAAAUCUACUAAAGUUCCAUUUGCGUCCUUAUGCACAGCUUGGAUUGGAUAAAUCUGGGAUCCCAAGCUUGUUGACUGCAACAGAAGUUGUCAAUGAACUUCUGUCAGAGAUUCCUGAGAUUGAGAUUGCUGCUGAACAAGUUAGGAAAUUCUGGGUGGAGUACCAGAAACAUGAAAAUGUAAUAAUUUCUAUCCCGUAUGAUAAAACUAUGGUUGAAGAACCUUGGAUGCAAGGAGAUGCAUCUGCACCUGAUAAAAACUCAGGAAAGCAGGAUGCAAGUGAAGCCGAGGAGAUCCAACGUAUUUGCAAGGCCAGCACAGAUGAGAUUAAUCAUGAGUCCUAUCUUCCCGGUUGUCUGGAGAAUAUAGGAAGAGAAGACAUGGAGUUUGUUCUUUUGGGAACUGGUUCAUCUCAGCCAUCCAAGUAUCGAAAUGUUAGUUCUAUCUAUAUUAACCUUUUCUCGAAAGGAAGCCUGCUCUUUGAUUGCGGUGAAGGAACACUGGGGCAGCUGAAAAGGAGAUUUGGUGUAAAGGGUGCUGAUGAUGCUGUUAGAAGAUUAAGGUGUAUUUGGAUUUCUCAUAUCCAUGCUGAUCAUCACACCGGUCUAGCAAGGAUACUUGCUUUGCGAUGGGAGUUGUUAAGGGAAGUUCCUCAUGAACCCUUGCUUGUUAUUGGGCCAAAGCAGCUAAAGAGAUUUUUGGAUGCAUAUCAAAAACUUGAAGAACUAGAUAUGCAAUUCCUUGAUUGCAGACACACAAUUGAAUCGUCGUGGGAUGCUUUCAAAGAUAAAGUUGGAUCAAACAAGAAUGACUUGCCGCCGAGGAGUCCGAUCAGUAUUGAUGAUAAGGGAGAAGAACGUGGUGUAAUGAAUAUAGAAACAACUUUAUUUGCUAGAGGCAGUCGCAUGCAGAGCUAUUGGAACAAACCAGAUAGUCCAGGAGACACUGGCAUGGGUUUCCAAAAUCUAAUGAAACUGAAGAAAGUGCUAGAUGAAGCAGGGUUGGAGGCUUUGAUCAGUGUCCCUGUUGUGCAUUGUCCACAAGCAUUUGGCAUUGUCCUGAAGGCAGCGGAGAGAAUGAACAGUGUAGGAAAAAGAAUACCAGGAUGGAAACUUGUUUACUCAGGUGAUACGAGGCCCUGUCCAGAGCUGAUAGAUGCAUCUCAUGGAGCAACGGUUCUUAUACACGAGGCUACCUUUGAGGAUGGAAUGGUGGAGGAGGCCAUUGCAAAGAAUCACAGCACAACAAAGGAAGCCAUUGAAGUGGGAGCUUCUGCAGGCGCAUAUCGCAUUAUUCUUACACACUUUAGCCAGCGAUACCCAAAAAUUCCAGUUUUUGAUGAAACUCACAUGCAUAAAACAUGUAUUGCUUUUGACAUGAUGAGCAUUAACAUAGCAGACUUACCUUUGCUUCCAGAAGUUCUUCCAUACCUCAAGCUACUUUUCAAGAAUGAGAUGAUGCUUGAUGAAUCUGAUGAAGCCGUAUGUCAAGCUGCUUGAGAAUAAUAGGCUUCCUCAUUGUUAGGAAAAUACCCUUCAUCAUUACCAUUUAUAUGGUGCUAUGAUUGUUCUGAUUUAUGGUUUGAAUGGAAUAUUUUUUUUUCUUAA